AUGUCUUUCAAGAUCGCCGCCGCAGCCGCUUUGGCUACCCUCGCUUCUACCGUCUCUGCCCACGGUCACCUGCAGAGCAUUGGUGCUUCCGGCACUGUGUACGCUGGAUUCAACAACUCCAUCCUCUACUCGAACACUAAGCCUGACCUCAUUGCCUGGUCUGACACCGUCAAGGACAACGGCUAUGUCUCCGACUACACCAGCCCUGACAUGAUCUGCCACGCUGGUGCCGGAAACGCUGCGCUCGCUGCUCCCGUCAACGGUGGUGACACCGUCACCUUCAACUGGGACACCUGGCCGACCUCUCACCACGGUCCCGUCAUCACUUACCUUGCUAAGUGCGACGGCGACUGUGCUGAUGCCGACAAGGCCUCCCUCAAGUGGUUCAAGAUUGAUGCCGUCGGUAUCGUUUCCGGAGACAGUAACACCGGUACCUGGGCUUCCGACAAGCUGAUUGCCAACCAGUUCAAGUGGGACGUCAAGAUUCCUGACAGCAUUGCCUCCGGCAACUACGUUGCCCGUCACGAGAUCAUUGCCCUCCACAGCGCCAACAACGUCGGUGGUGCUCAGAACUACCCCCAGUGCAUCAACCUCGAGGUUAAGAGCUCUGGAUCCGAUGUCCCCGAGGGUGUUGUCGGUACCGAGCUGUACACUGCCCAGGACAAGGGCAUCUUUGUCAACAUCUACUACCCUGGCUUCCAGGCUGAUGAGUACGACAUGCCCGGCCCUGCUCUC
Molecule: messenger RNA, 735 nt
Organism: Aureobasidium namibiae CBS 147.97
Lineage: Eukaryota; Fungi; Ascomycota; Dothideomycetes; Dothideales; Saccotheciaceae
Product: glycoside hydrolase
Exons: 1
Source: RefSeq, a predicted model, not a curated record